ACCUCCUAAUAAUUUUUCCCACCCCCCUCCGAAACACCUCCGUCCUUCUCCAUCUCGGCCUCCAUAUUGCUCGGAGGUCCUCCAUCCCACUGAUUUGGAUCCGACACGUCCAUAUCAACUCCGACACCAAGUUUAAGAACGAAUCGUGAAGAGAAUCGUCCAAUAUGCCGUCCACUGCCCCAACGAACGGCGCCUCUCCUGCCCAACAGAACCUCUCCGCCAACGACAACAUCCUCCGCUUCAGCGCUCCUAGCAGACCGCUGAGCCCGCCCGCCGAGCAUACGCUGUUCCACCCCAAGACGCGAUGCUUUGUCUAUGGUAUGCAACCUCGAGCCGUGCAGGGCAUGCUCGACUUCGAUUUCAUCUGCAAGCGAAAGACUCCUUCGGUCGCCGGCAUCAUCUACACUUUCGGUGGCCAGUUCGUGAGCAAGAUGUACUGGGGAACCAGCGAGACCCUUCUGCCGGUCUAUCAGUCGGUUGAAAAGGCCAUGGCGAAGCACAGCGACGUUGACACCGUCGUGAACUUCGCUUCGUCGCGAUCAGUCUACAGCUCCACCAUGGAGUUGAUGGAAUGCCCGCAAAUCCGGUCCAUUGCAAUCAUUGCCGAGGGUGUGCCAGAGCGACGCGCCCGCGAAAUCCUCCAUGUCGCCAAGAAGAAGGGCAUCACCAUCAUCGGACCUGCCACCGUCGGGGGGAUCAAGCCCGGCGCGUUCAAGAUCGGUAACACUGGCGGCAUGAUGGACAACAUCGUCGCAAGCAAGCUCUACCGCCCCGGCUCCGUCGCAUACGUCUCCAAAUCUGGCGGCAUGUCCAACGAGCUGAACAACAUCAUUUCGCAAAACGCCGACGGUGUCUACGAGGGUGUCGCCAUUGGUGGUGACCGCUACCCCGGGACCUCGUUCAUCGAGCACAUGCUCCGCUACCAAGCCGACCCGGCGUGCAAGAUCCUUCUCCUGCUCGGUGAGGUCGGUGGUGUGGAAGAGUACCGCGUCAUCGAGGCUGUCAAGGCCGGUCAGAUCACCAAGCCCAUUGUUGCAUGGGCCAUUGGAACCGUCGCCGGCAUGCUUAAGACCGAAGUGCAGUUCGGCCACGCCGGCUCCUUCGCCAACAGCCAGCUUGAGACCGCCACGGUCAAGAACCAGAGCAUGCGUGACGCCGGUUUCUUCGUCCCCGACACCUUCGAGGAUCUGCCCAGCACUCUUGCCCAGGUGUACCAGAAGCUCGUCAAGGACGGCACCAUCAAGCCGAAGCCGGAGGUCCAGGUACCCAAGAUUCCCAUGGACUACAGCUGGGCCUCCGAGCUCGGCCUCAUCCGUAAGCCGGCCGCCUUCAUCAGCACCAUCUCCGACGACCGUGGUCAGGAACUGCUGUACGCCGGCAUGCCCAUCAGCGACGUGUUCAAGGAGAACAUCGGCAUCGGUGGUGUCAUGUCGUUGUUGUGGUUCCGUCGGCGGUUGCCCGAUUACGCCAGCAAGUUCCUCGAGAUGGUCCUCAUGUUGACUGCCGAUCACGGUCCGGCCGUCUCGGGUGCCAUGAACACCAUCAUCACCACGAGAGCCGGAAAGGAUCUGGUCUCCGCCUUGGUCAGCGGUCUGUUGACCAUCGGAAGCCGAUUCGGAGGUGCGCUCGAUGGCGCCGCAGAGGAGUUCACCAAGGCGUACGACAAGGGAUUGAGCCCUCGUGACUUUGUUGAUAGCAUGCGGAAGGAGAACAAGCUGAUCCCCGGUAUUGGCCACCGCAUCAAAUCACGCAACAACCCGGAUCUCCGUGUCGAGCUUGUCAAGUCCUACGUGCUCAAGAACUUCCCGUCUUCUGGCCUCCUGCAAUACGCCCUGGCCGUUGAGACAGUGACGACCUCAAAGAAGGACAACCUGAUCCUGAACGUCGACGGCUGCAUCGCCGUGUGCUUCGUCGACCUCCUGAGGUCCUGUGGUGCCUUCUCCGCCGAGGAGGCCGAGGACUACCUCAAGAUGGGCGUCCUGAACGGAUUGUUCGUGCUGGGUCGCAGCAUCGGUUUGAUCGCCCAUUACCUAGAUCAGAAGCGGUUGAAGACCGGAUUGUAUAGGCAUCCUUGGGAUGAUGUCAUGUACAUGAUGCCCGACAUCAAGCAGCCAGGUGGCGUCGGCGGAGGACGUGUCGAGGUUUCUGUUUAAGGUCGAAGUUACCAUGCAC
Molecule: messenger RNA, 2172 nt
Organism: Eremomyces bilateralis CBS 781.70
Lineage: Eukaryota; Fungi; Ascomycota; Dothideomycetes; Eremomycetales; Eremomycetaceae
Product: citrate synthase
Exons: 7
Coding region: 165-2153 (662 amino acids)
Biological process (GO): acetyl-CoA biosynthetic process; fatty acid biosynthetic process; tricarboxylic acid cycle
Cellular component (GO): cytosol
Molecular function (GO): ATP citrate synthase activity
Source: RefSeq, a predicted model, not a curated record